AAGAAGAAGAAGUUGCGUUCGUAUAGUGCAAAGUGUCAGGGUUAACCACGACUGUUCUUCAACAAAAUGGACAACUCUGACGACGCAAAAAAACACGAGAGCAAUUGUACCAGCGAGACCAUGAGAUCGCCUCCUGAGAAACCGGCGUGCGACGAAAGGUUGCGACAGCAAACAGAUGAAGCUGGGAUGUCUGAAGUGUCCAAUUCACAUGUGUCUCAGCUGUCACCUACCAAUCGCGCUUCAGUGCCUGACAGCCCGGCAGUGUCGAAUGUCCGCACCGAUCCUCGGGACAACCAAGCGAUCACAGAUAGUGUGGAACCGAGACCAUCUGCAGAUUGUCACCACGUCGGAAACACUAUAGAAUCUCCAGCAAAGGAACCCGUUGAACCUUCCGGAGUGUCAGAUUUGCGGCGUUCGAUCCAACAGCUCGCUGCCAGGGAGCGCCGCUCAAGCAGCUUCGCAAAUUUCUUGGACACUUCGUCUGUCUCGCUCGCUUCGCCCAGCUGUACAGAAUCCUCUCUAACCUCGACUGCGGCUGUGACCAUUCCCUCGUUUCUCGCCAAGAUUCUGCCACCCACGGCGGAGCAAUCUACGCUCGCGUCGCCCGUCGACCAGCUGUCCGCUCAGCACCGCGAGAGGAGGCAGCCACGACUCACAGCGGGCGCGCCAGAUAUUUCACCUAGGGAGUUUUCGGCGGCGUCGACGACUCCGAGCAAGCUAACCGACUUGCACUGGCUCCCCGCUAGCGCAGAAGAGCAGCGGUCCAACGUGCGUGCGUACAUCGUCACGAUGCUUGUCGUACUCGCGCUCUGCGCUCUGCUCGUCGCACUCCUGCUCAUCGCCGUGCCUUCGGACAGCCUCCGGCCGGUAUGCGCAUCGAGCUCUUGCGCGGCACUCGAGGCCCUCUUGGCGGAGAGCGUGGACCAGACGAGAGAGCCGUGCAGCAACUUCUACGCCUACGUGUGCCACGGUUGGGGCCACUCGCAGAAUCUGUCCGUCUACCACAGCCACGUGCGGAGGUUUCUGGAAGAAGUGGGAGAGCUGCUGACAGCGUGGCCCGAGGCGCGGACCGCGGACCGAGCCGCGGUCGCCUUGUACCAGGCGUGCGCGAGCGUGCUGGUGCGUGGCGCUGAGGAGCUGGCCGCCUUUCGCGACCAGCUCAGGCUCUGCGGAGUGAGCUGGCCCGGCUUGUCUGCCCAUCCCGACGUCGUGCUCACCGCGGCCCGCGUGUACGACAACUUUCGAGUGGCGGCCUUGCUGCGUGUCCGCGCACUGUCACGCAGCGGCGCCAGCGACCUGCUCGAGGUGUCACCGGACGAAGGCUUCUUGCUCGCCUGGCAGAGAACGCGCGGACUGCUUCUGCGGGACGGCGUCUACGAGCGCCUGUUCGAAGAAACCAAAAGCAUAUACGUCGGCGACGGCGGCCUCGCGGAGGAACUCCUGCCGUACGGACAGUUCCUUGACUUGGAAAGUUCCAUUCUCGCCGACUUGGUGCACGAGGAACGCCAUCCGCAUGCGAGAAACGCCACGUUCGUAGGGACCGUCGACACUCUUGCCACGGUCACCAAGAAUAUCGGAGGCAAGCCGUGGCGCACGACUGCCAAAAAGCUGGGUCUCUCGAACAGUGCGCGAGUGCUUGUGACCGAUUUGGACUACUUAACAGCCGUCGACCAGCUUUUGCGCGUAUGGGACAAGCAGCGCCUCCAUUACUACGUGGGCUGGUGCGUCAUGCAGCAAAUGGGGCGCUACAUCGACAAAGCAUUUGCCAGCGCCUGGUACAAGUACGAGGCUGCCAGCAAAGCGGUGAGCGACUCGUCAGAGCGUAGGGCGCAGGCCUACUGCGUACUGCUCGUCGAGAACCUCGUGGGACCGCUCGCUUUCCGACGGUUUGCGCUCGUGAACGGCGACAUCGACUGGUCCUUCGUUUCCUCCACGACAGCUGCUAUCACAGUCCAGUUGGUUAAAAAAGUUACAGGGAACAGAGAUAUGCAGUAUUUACCACCAGCCGACCUGAACAUCGCAUCUUCACUAGCACAUGUUGGUAACGGCAGUAGCCACGAGGAGGCGCUGAUGGCCCUGGACAAGACCCUCGAGAAAUGGGAGAUAACAAACAACUCGUCACUCCUCAACAAUUGGAUGUACGUUGCCACGGCCGUAAACAAAGUUGACGCAUCCUUGGGAGAUCAGAUUCGUACAGCCCACGUCAGAAACCUGCUGCAGAACCAGUGGUACGACUUGUUGGACGACUUGAGCGGGACAGUCUCACUGCAGCCACUUCUCGCGACGCUUCCGGUGUACAAGAGAAACCUGAACGACGCGGCCAAAUACGGCACUGUGGGAACGCUCGUCGCCACGGCCUUGCUUCGCGUGCUCCUCGCCAAGUUCGCCGGCAAUGCGCCGGUGCGCGAAGAAGUCGCGCACAAGCUUCGCUGCUUCGCCCAGUCGGCUCAGUUCCAAAGGGACGAGCUUGAGAUCUUCCAUACCGCUGCCUCCGUGGACAUAGCCCUCGACGCGCUUCGCAGUAUGCGCAGCACAGACCGGCAGCGCCUGCACAUGUUCGAUGAGCUGCAGACGUUCUUCGUUCUCGUCUGUUACCUCCUCUGCACACCGCACGCGUCAAAGAACGUCGAGGCGGCGGAAGCCGGUUGCAACGAAGCAGUGAAGAAUAGCGCCAAUUUUCAGGCUGCCUUCAAUUGCGCUCCCGGAUCGCCCAUGAACCCUGAAACGAAAUGCAGUUUCUUCUAGAAUCCAUGCUGCCUGCAUGACAUCAAGUGUGCAUUUUUUUCCUUUCUUCGAUGCAUUUCCGAUUUCUUGCCACGUUUAGCGUCCGAUUUCAGCAAACGAACCGUAUAACGGCUGCUUAUUGUUGCUCUACAUAGACCGUAACAUUGUCCUGUGUUACUCGGCCACAAACAACCCUUGUGUGCCAUCUUAGUUUAACAGGAGCUGUUGGAACGAGACUGAUAUUGGCUCACACCAGCGGGAUUCACAACUCUUCUUCCGCCUCCAUGAAGUAGGUGUCCGUCAGUAUGCUGAACUUUUAAUUCUACAUGGAAGCGUUUAUUUUUUUUCUUGGUGCUUUUCGCAGGUGCGCAGCAGUCAUUUUAUAGUACUGUUGCAUUUUAGUUAGAGUGAGCGUGCACUAUGACCACCUUUUGUAUGGUGCUGAAGACGAGCUGUUGCCAUUU
Messenger RNA from Dermacentor albipictus, 3188 nucleotides. RefSeq names its product endothelin-converting enzyme 1-like. The record is from RefSeq and is a predicted model, not a curated record. Gene Ontology annotation, molecular function: metalloendopeptidase activity. Gene Ontology annotation, cellular component: plasma membrane. NCBI's taxonomy places the organism in Eukaryota, Metazoa, Arthropoda, Arachnida, Ixodida, Ixodidae. Gene Ontology annotation, biological process: protein processing.